Paramecium octaurelia is the source of this 802-nucleotide messenger RNA. NCBI's taxonomy places the organism in Eukaryota, Ciliophora, Oligohymenophorea, Peniculida, Parameciidae. The record is from the annotation of a GenBank genome assembly.
UAAUGUGGAAAUUACUUUUGAUUGCCUUGACUUUUAUACAACUCAGAGCCUAGGAGGAUGAAUUGAGUGAGGAAGACCAAGAAUCUUAAUUCUAAUAAUAGGAUUGUAUGAAUAAAUGAUUACUAGGAUAGCAUAACAAAAUUAUUAUUAGUAGCAACAAUAUGGAUGCAUUAUUUUGACAAAGUACCACUUAUAGGAGAGAAGCCAAGAAUUGAUGAAGUUAUUCAAAUAGAUUACAAAUGAAUAAGACAAGAGAAAUGCAUAUGAAAAAUUAUAGGUUCAAUUGGUGAUGCAGUGCAUCCAAAAAAUCUAAUACUAAUAAUUGGCUGAUCUCUUUAAUUAAUUGAGACAAUAAACCUUUAAAUAUUAGGAUUUCUAGGAUGUUUUCAUGAUGACUGAUCUGAGUUUGGAAGAUGAUCUCACAUUAACAGAUUAGGAGAAGAUAUUAUCAAAAGAGAUAGAGGUAACCCUUAUAAUCACUCUAGCAAUUCGAUAAAAACAUGCAAGAAUAAUAAAAGAAAUAUAAGUAAGAACAAGGUUACGAUGAUGAUGACGAUGACGAAGAAGUGGAUCCAAGAAGAAGACAACAACCAUAGGGCUAUAAGUUAUUUGGAAUUGAUUUGUCAAAGCUAUCAGGUACCACUUAGACAAUUAUCUUUGCUUGUUUGAUUUCGCUCUUUAGUGUCAUUUUAUUUUUAGGUCUAUUUCACCAUUUAUUUAAUAGGAUUGAGAUUUGUGUAAUAGCAUACAUAAGGUCCAGUGAAGAAAGCGAAAAAAGACAAAAAGGUUAAAUAAAAAUGAG